AUGCAGCUAAAAUUGACCGAUUCGCAGGAAAAUUCUGGAGAACAGGAGAAACUUGUAGAAGAAUAUAAGAACAGAUCAGAGCAGCAGGAAAAGGAAAUUGUGAGUUUUUUAAAAUAAUUUUAAAAUAAGUUAUCCUAUUGAGAUCGCUCUUAAUUUUUAGAAUUCACUAAAGAUAUGGUUAUCUGAAGCAAACGCAAAAAUAGAGGAAGAAAAAUCGAAUUUCGAAUUAACAAUCUUGGAGAAAAAUGCGAUGGUCGAAAAAAUUCAGCUUGAAUUCAGCUCAAAAUCUUCGGAAGAAUUCGAACAACGGCUUUUCCUUCUUGAAUCACGAUUCAAGCUAGAAAUUGAUGAUUUGAAAAAAGAACACGAAGAUGAAAUCACAAAAUUGGACCUGAAAAUUCAAAAAUUAGAAGAAAAAAUCAAAGGACAUGAUGAGGAAAAACGAAUCGCUCUCAAAAAACAAAGUGCAAUUAUCAAGGAGUUGCAAAAAACUGUGAAAGAGGAGCGAAAAAGAGCCGAUUCUUAUGAAAAGAAAAAUGAAGAGAAACAAGGUUGGCAUGUUGUUCAAGAAUCUGAUGGGCAAAGUAGUCAUGUGAGUUAUUUGAUUUGAAAUUUGGAUUUGUCAACGCCUAACGGAGCCUAGUAUUCUCUCAAAAUACCGAUUUUUCAGACCUAUGAUGGAAAUGAGAGCAUCUCAUCACUUUCGGCAAUUGAAUCAGAAAAUGUGGAACUCAUCACAAGAUUAGCCUCACUUCAACGUAUAAAUUCAGAAAACACCGAUCGAAUUCUUCAACUCGAAUCCGAAAAUAGUAAAAUGAGUCGAGAAGUUUUUGAAAAAGGCGAACUUAUCGAAAAUUGGAUUCGAGAGAAACCAAUCUCUUCAUCGCAAAAUUCAUCCCCACGAAAUUUGACGGAUUUUGGGUUCCGAAAACUUUUGACAAAUUUGGGUCAAGAUCAAGGAGCGCAAGAUUUGAAGGAGAUGAAUAAGAAAUUGCAAAGAAUGUUGGAGGAGACACUAUCCAAAAAUAUUUUAUUGCAAAGGGUGAGGCAUUUUUGAAAAACUAUAAAAAAAAACAAAAAAACAUCGGCGAGACCUAAUAGACCUCUAAUUUUUGUUUGAAACAGUAAAUUUUUGGUUGAUAUUUCUCAAAAGUUAAGAAUCAUUAGGCCAGAUGUUGGAAAUCUUUAUUGAAAAAUAUCUUUAUUAGGAAAAAAUUGACAGAAAAUACUGUUUUUAAACAUGAUGAUUUUGGAACAAGCUUUCCGAAAACCCUUGUUCAUUUCAUUUACCCCUCCCAUAAUUCCAUAUCAUUUCAUUAACAUAACUGACCUGAUGAGCAGCAGAAACCCGUUGUCAGACCAAACCUAACCUGAACCAAUUGAUAUCCGUUUAUCAGCGUUAUUAUCACACAGAUUCUCAGAAUUGUGGAAAAGACAAUACAAUAAUGAAACGAAGGCCUAACUAAUUUUUCACUGAAUCUAAAAAAAGGUUGAGGGACUAUGUUAUGAGGACCCAACUAAAUAAUUUUCAAACAUCCUUCUCCCAACUCUCCUCGUCCCACUAAUUCGUAUCACACGAAAAAAAGGAACGAGAAGAAAUUGGAUGAAAGGUGUUACUGAAAUUCGGGGUGACUAUAUUAUGAGGACCCAACUAAAUAAUUUUCAAACAUCUUUUUCCCAACUCUCCUCGUCCCACUAAUUCGUAUCACACGUAAAAAAAGGAACGAGAAGAAAUUGGAUGAAAGGUGUUACUGAAAUUCGGGGUGACUAUGUUAUGAGGACCCAACUAAAUAAUUUUCAAACAUCCUUCUCCCAACUCUCCUCGUCCCACUAAUUCGUAUCACACGAAAAAAAAGGAACGAGAAGAAAUUGGAUGAAAGGUGUUACUGAAAUUCGGGGUGACUAUAUUAUGAGGACCCAACUAAAUAAUUUUCAAACAUCUUUUUCCCAACUCUCCUCGUCCCACUAAUUCGUAUCACACGAAAAAAAGGAACGAGAAGAAAUUGGAUGAAAGGUGUUACUGAAAUUCGGGGGACUAUGUUAUGAGGACCCAACUAAAUAAUUUUCAAUAAUUUUCAAACAUCCUUCUCCCAACUCUCCUCGUCCCACUAAUUCGUAUCACACGAAAAAAAGGAACGAGAAGAAAUUGGAUGAAAGGUGUUACUGAAAUUCGGGGUGACUAUGUUAUGAGGACCCAACUAAAUAAUUUUCAAUAAUUUUCAAACAUCCUUCUCCCAACUCUCCUCGUCCCACUAAUUCGUAUCACACGAAAAAAAAGGAACGAGAAGAAAUUGGAUGAAAGAUGUUACUGAAAUUCGGGGGGACUAUGUUAUGAGGACCCAACUAAAUAAUUUUCAAUAAUUUUCAAACAUCUUUUUCUCAACUCUCCUCGUCCCACUAAUUCGUAUCACACGAAAAAAAAGGAACGAGAAGAAAUUGGAUGAAAGAUGUUACUGAAAUUCGGGGGGACUAUGUUAUGAGGACCCAACUAAAUAAUUUUCAAACAUCCUUUUCCCAACUCUCCUCGUCCCACUAAUUCGUAUCACACGAAAAAAAAGGAACGAGAAGAAAUUGGAUGAAAGAUGUUACUGAAAUUCGGGGUGACUAUGUUAUGAGGACCCAACUAAAUAAUUUUCAAUAAUUUUCAAACAUCCUUCUCCCAACUCUCCUCGUCCCACUAAUUCGUAUCACACGAAAAAAAAGGAACGAGAAGAAAUUGGAUGAAAGAUGUUACUGAAAUUCGGGGGGACUAUGUUAUGAGGACCCAACUAAAUAAUUUUCAAACAUCUUUUUCCCAACUCUCCUCGUCCCACUAAUUCGUAUCACACGAAAAAAAAGGAACGAGAAGAAAUUGGAUGAAAGGUGUUACUGAAAUUCGGGGGGACUAUGUUAUGAGGACCCAACUAAAUAAUUUUCAAUAAUUUUCAAACAUCCUUCUCCCAACUCUCCUCGUCCCACUAAUUCGUAUCACACGAAAAAAAGGAACGAGAAGAAAUUGGAUGAAAGGUGUUACUGAAAUUCGGGGUGACUAUGUUAUGAGGACCCAACUAAAUAAUUUUCAAUAAUUUUCAAACAUCCUUCUCCCAACUCUCCUCGUCCCACUAAUUCGUAUCACACGAAAAAAAGGAACGAGAAGAAAUUGGAUGAAAGAUGUUACUGAAAUUCGGGGGGACUAUGUUAUGAGGACCCAACUAAAUAAUUUUCAAUAAUUUUCAAACAUCUUUUUCUCAACUCUCCUCGUCCCACUAAUUCGUAUCACACGAAAAAAAAGGAACGAGAAGAAAUUGGAUGAAAGAUGUUACUGAAAUUCGGGGGGACUAUGUUAUGAGGACCCAACUAAAUAAUUUUCAAACAUCCUUUUCCCAACUCUCCUCGUCCCACUAAUUCGUAUCACACGAAAAAAAAGGAACGAGAAGAAAUUGGAUGAAAGAUGUUACUGAAAUUCGGGGUGACUAUGUUAUGAGGACCCAACUAAAUAAUUUUCAAACAUCUUUUUCCCAACUCUCCUCGUCCCACUAAUUCGUAUCACACGAAAAAAAAGGAACGAGAAGAAAUUGGAUGAAAGGUGUUACUGAAAUUCGGGGGGACUAUGUUAUGAGGACCCAACUAAAUAAUUUUCAAUAAUUUUCAAACAUCUUUUUCUCAACUCUCCUCGUCCCACUAAUUCGUAUCACACGAAAAAAAAGGAACGAGAAGAAAUUGGAUGAAAGAUGUUACUGAAAUUCGGGGGGACUAUGUUAUGAGGACCCAACUAAAUAAUUUUCAAUAAUUUUCAAACAUCUUUUUCCCAACUCUCCUCGUCCCACUAAUUCGUAUCACACGUAAAAAAAGGAACGAGAAGAAAUUGGAUGAAAGGUGUUACUGAAAUUCGGGGUGACUAUGUUAUGAGGACCCAACUAAAUAAUUUUCAAACAUCUUUUUCCCAACUCUCCUCGUCCCACUAAUUCGUAUCACACGAAAAAAAAGGAACGAGAAGAAAUUGGAUGAAAGGUGUUACUGAAAUUCGGGGGGACUAUGUUAUGAGGACCCAACUAAAUAAUUUUCAAUAAUUUUCAAACAUCCUUCUCCCAACUCUCCUCGUCCCACUAAUUCGUAUCACACGAAAAAAAAGGAACGAGAAGAAAUUGGAUGAAAGAUGUUACUGAAAUUCGGGGGGACUAUGUUAUGAGGACCCAACUAAAUAAUUUUCAAACAUCCUUUUCCCAACUCUCCUCGUCCCACUAAUUCGUAUCACACGAAAAAAAAAGGAACGAGAAGAAAUUGGAUGAAAGGUGUUACUGAAAUUCGGGGUGACUAUGUUAUGAGGACCCAACUAAAUAAUUUUCAAACAUCUUUUUCCCAACUCUCCUCGUCCCACUAAUUCGUAUCACACGAAAAAAAGGAACGAGAAGAAAUUGGAUGAAAGGUGUUACUGAAAUUCGGGGGGACUAUGUUAUGAGGACCCAACUAAAUAAUUUUCAAUAAUUUUCAAACAUCCUUCUCCCAACUCUCCUCGUCCCACUAAUUCGUAUCACACGAAAAAAGGAACGAGAAGAAAUUGGAUGAAAGUUGUUACUGAAAUUCGGGGUGACUAUGUUAUGAGGACCCAACUAAAUAAUUUUCAAUAAUUUUCAAACAUCCUUCUCCCAACUCUCCUCGUCCCACUAAUUCGUAUCACACGAAAAAAAAGGAACGAGAAGAAAUUGGAUGAAAGAUGUUACUGAAAUUCGGGGGGACUAUGUUAUGAGGACCCAACUAAAUAAUUUUCAAUAAUUUUCAAACAUCUUUUUCUCAACUCUCCUCGUCCCACUAAUUCGUAUCACACGAAAAAAAGGAACGAGAAGAAAUUGGAUGAAAGAUGUUACUGAAAUUCGGGGGGACUAUGUUAUGAGGACCCAACUAAAUAAUUUUCAAACAUCCUUUUCCCAACUCUCCUCGUCCCACUAAUUCGUAUCACACGAAAAAAAGGAACGAGAAGAAAUUGGAUGAAAGAUGUUACUGAAAUUCGGGGUGACUAUGUUAUGAGGACCCAACUAAAUAAUUUUCAAACAUCUUUUUCCCAACUCUCCUCGUCCCACUAAUUCGUAUCACACGAAAAAAAAGGAACGAGAAGAAAUUGGAUGAAAGGUGUUACUGAAAUUCGGGGGGACUAUGUUAUGAGGACCCAACUAAAUAAUUUUCAAUAAUUUUCAAACAUCCUUCUCCCAACUCUCCUCGUCCCACUAAUUCGUAUCACACGAAAAAAAGGAACGAGAAGAAAUUGGAUGAAAGAUGUUACUGAAAUUCGGGGGGACUAUGUUAUGAGGACCCAACUAAAUAAUUUUCAAUAAUUUUCAAACAUCUUUUUCCCAACUCUCCUCGUCCCACUAAUUCGUAUCACACGUAAAAAAAGGAACGAGAAGAAAUUGGAUGAAAGGUGUUACUGAAAUUCGGGGUGACUAUGUUAUGAGGACCCAACUAAAUAAUUUUCAAACAUCUUUUUCCCAACUCUCCUCGUCCCACUAAUUCGUAUCACACGAAAAAAAAGGAACGAGAAGAAAUUGGAUGAAAGGUGUUACUGAAAUUCGGGGGGACUAUGUUAUGAGGACCCAACUAAAUAAUUUUCAAUAAUUUUCAAACAUCCUUCUCCCAACUCUCCUCGUCCCACUAAUUCGUAUCACACGAAAAAAAGGAACGAGAAGAAAUUGGAUGAAAGAUGUUACUGAAAUUCGGGGGGACUAUGUUAUGAGGACCCAACUAAAUAAUUUUCAAACAUCCUUUUCCCAACUCUCCUCGUCCCACUAAUUCGUAUCACACGAAAAAAAAGGAACGAGAAGAAAUUGGAUGAAAGGUGUUACUGAAAUUCGGGGGGACUAUGUUAUGAGGACCCAACUAAAUAAUUUUCAAUAAUUUUCAAACAUCCUUCUCCCAACUCUCCUCGUCCCACUAAUUCGUAUCACACGAAAAAAAAGGAACGAGAAGAAAUUGGAUGAAAGGUGUUACUGAAAUUCGGGGGGACUAUGUUAUGAGGACCCAACUAAAUAAUUUUCAAUAAUUUUCAAACAUCCUUCUCCCAACUCUCCUCGUCCCACUAAUUCGUAUCACACGAAAAAAAAGGAACGAGAAGAAAUUGGAUGAAAGGUGUUACUGAAAUUCGGGGGACUAUGUUAUGAGGACCCAACUAAAUAAUUUUCAAACAUCCUUUUUCCCAACUCUCCUCGUCCCACUAAUUCGUAUCACACGAAAAAAAAGGAACGAGAAGAAAUUGGAUGAAAGGUGUUACUGAAAUUCGGGGGGACUAUGUUAUGAGGACCCAACUAAAUAAUUUUCAAUAAUUUUCAAACAUCCUUCUCCCAACUCUCCUCGUCCCACUAAUUCGUAUCACACGAAAAAAAAGGAACGAGAAGAAAUUGGAUGAAAGGUGUUACUGAAAUUCGGGGGGACUAUGUUAUGAGGACCCAACUAAAUAAUUUUCAAUAAUUUUCAAACAUCCUUCUCCCAACUCUCCUCGUCCCACUAAUUCGUAUCACACGAAAAAAAAGGAACGAGAAGAAAUUGGAUGAAAGGUGUUACUGAAAUUCGGGGGGACUAUGUUAUGAGGACCCAACUAAAUAAUUUUCAAACAUCUUUUUCCCAACUCUCCUCGUCCCACUAAUUCGUAUCACACGAAAAAAAAGGAACGAGAAGAAAUUGGAUGAAAGGUGUUACUGAAAUUCGGGGUGACUAUGUUAUGAGGACCCAACUAAAUAAUUUUCAAUAAUUUUCAAACAUCCUUCUCCCAACUCUCCUCGUCCCACUAAUUCGUAUCACACGAAAAAAAAGGAACGAGAAGAAAUUGGAUGAAAGAUGUUACUGAAAUUCGGGGGGACUAUGUUAUGAGGACCCAACUAAAUAAUUUUCAAACAUCCUUUUCCCAACUCUCCUCGUCCCACUAAUUCGUAUCACACGAAAAAAAAGGAACGAGAAGAAAUUGGAUGAAAGGUGUUACUGAAAUUCGGGGGGACUAUGUUAUGAGGACCCAACUAAAUAAUUUUCAAUAAUUUUCAAACAUCCUUCUCCCAACUCUCCUCGUCCCACUAAUUCGUAUCACACGAAAAAAAAGGAACGAGAAGAAAUUGGAUGAAAGGUGUUACUGAAAUUCGGGGGGACUAUGUUAUGAGGACCCAACUAAAUAAUUUUCAAUAAUUUUCAAACAUCCUUCUCCCAACUCUCCUCGUCCCACUAAUUCGUAUCACACGAAAAAAAAAGGAACGAGAAGAAAUUGGAUGAAAGGUGUUACUGAAAUUCGGGGGGACUAUGUUAUGAGGACCCAACUAAAUAAUUUUCAAACAUCCUUUUCCCAACUCUCCUCGUCCCACUAAUUCGUAUCACACGAAAAAAAAGGAACGAGAAGAAAUUGGAUGAAAGGUGUUACUGAAAUUCGGGGGGACUAUGUUAUGAGGACCCAACUAAAUAAUUUUCAAUAAUUUUCAAACAUCCUUCUCCCAACUCUCCUCGUCCCACUAAUUCGUAUCACACGAAAAAAAAGGAACGAGAAGAAAUUGGAUGAAAGAUGUUACUGAAAUUCGGGGGGACUAUGUUAUGAGGACCCAACUAAAUAAUUUUCAAUAAUUUUCAAACAUCCUUCUCCCAACUCUCCUCGUCCCACUAAUUCGUAUCACACGAAAAAAAGGAACGAGAAGAAAUUGGAUGAAAGGUGUUACUGAAAUUCGGGGUGACUAUGUUAUGAGGACCCAACUAAAUAAUUUUCAAACAUCUUUUUCCCAACUCUCCUCGUCCCACUAAUUCGUAUCACACGUAAAAAAAGGAACGAGAAGAAAUUGGAUGAAAGGUGUUACUGAAAUUCGGGGUGACUAUGUUAUGAGGACCCAACUAAAUAAUUUUCAAACAUCCUUUUCCCAACUCUCCUCGUCCCACUAAUUCGUAUCACACGAAAAAAAAAGGAACGAGAAGAAAUUGGAUGAAAGGUGUUACUGAAAUUCGGGGGGACUAUGUUAUGAGGACCCAACUAAAUAAUUUUCAAUAAUUUUCAAACAUCCUUCUCCCAACUCUUCUCGUCCCAUUUAGUCGUAUCACACGUAAAAAAAAGAAACGAGAAGAAAUUGGAUGAAAGAUGUUACUGAAAUUCGGGGUGACUAUGUUAUGAGGACCCAACUAAAUAAUUUUCAAUAAUUUUCAAACAUCUUUUUCCCAACUCUCCUCGUCCCACUAAUUCGUAUCACACGAAAAAAAGGAACGAGAAGAAAUUGGAUGAAAGGUGUUACUGAAAUUCGGGGUGACUAUGUUAUGAGGACCCAACUAAAUAAUUUUCAAUAAUUUUCAAACAUCCUUCUCCCAACUCUCCUCGUCCCACUAAUUCGUAUCACACGAAAAAAAAGGAACGAGAAGAAAUUGGAUGAAAGGUGUUACUGAAAUUCGGGGGGACUAUGUUAUGAGGACCCAACUAAAUAAUUUUCAAUAAUUUUCAAACAUCUUUUUCCCAACUCUCCUCGUCCCACUAAUUCGUAUCACACGAAAAAAAAGGAACGAGAAGAAAUUGGAUGAAAGAUGUUACUGAAAUUCGGGGGGACUAUGUUAUGAGGACCCAACUAAAUAAUUUUCAAUAAUUUUCAAACAUCCUUCUCCCAACUCUCCUCGUCCCAUUUAGUCGUAUCACACGAAAAAAAAAGGAACGAGAAGAAAUUGGAUGAAAGAUGUUACUGAAAUUCGGGGGACUAUGUUAUGAGGACCCAACUAAAUAAUUUUCAAUAAUUUUCAAACAUCCUUCUCCCAACUCUCCUCGUCCCACUAAUUCGUAUCACACGAAAAAAAAGGAACGAGAAGAAAUUGGAUGAAAGAUGUUACUGAAAUUCGGGGGGACUAUGUUAUGAGGACCCAACUAAAUAAUUUUCAAUAAUUUUCAAACAUCCUUCUCCCAACUCUCCUCGUCCCACUAAUUCGUAUCACACGAAAAAAAAGGAACGAGAAGAAAUUGGAUGAAAGAUGUUACUGAAAUUCGGGGGGACUAUGUUAUGAGGACCCAACUAAAUAAUUUUCAAUAAUUUUCAAACAUCCUUCUCCCAACUCUCCUCGUCCCACUAAUUCGUAUCACACGAAAAAAAAGGAACGAGAAGAAAUUGGAUGAAAGAUGUUACUGAAAUUCAGGGGGACUAUGUUAUGAGGACCCAACUAAAUAAUUUUCAAUAAUUUUCAAACAUCCUUCUCCCAACUCUCCUCGUCCCACUAAUUCGUAUCACACGAAAAAAAAGGAACGAGAAGAAAUUGGAUGAAAGAUGUUACUGAAAUUCAGGGGGACUAUGUUAUGAGGACCCAACUAAAUAAUUUUCAAUAAUUUUCAAACAUCCUUCUCCCAACUCUCCUCGUCCCACUAAUUCGUAUCACACGAAAAAAAAGGAACGAGAAGAAAUUGGAUGAAAGGUGUUACUGAAAUUCGGGGGGACUAUGUUAUGAGGACCCAACUAAAUAAUUUUCAAUAAUUUUCAAACAUCUUUUUCCCAACUCUCCUCGUCCCACUAAUUCGUAUCACACGAAAAAAAAGGAACGAGAAGAAAUUGGAUGAAAGGUGUUACUGAAAUUCGGGGGGACUAUGUUAUGAGGACCCAACUAAAUAAUUUUCAAUAAUUUUCAAACAUCCUUCUCCCAACUCUCCUCGUCCCACUAAUUCGUAUCACACGAAAAAAAAGGAACGAGAAGAAAUUGGAUGAAAGGUGUUACUGAAAUUCGGGGGGACUAUGUUAUGAGGACCCAACUAAAUAAUUUUCAAUAAUUUUCAAACAUCCUUCUCCCAACUCUCCUCGUCCCACUAAUUCGUAUCACACGAAAAAAAGGAACGAGAAGAAAUUGGAUGAAAGGUGUUACUGAAAUUCGGGGUGACUAUGUUAUGAGGACCCAACUAAAUAAUUUUCAAUAAUUUUCAAACAUCCUUCUCCCAACUCUCCUCGUCCCACUAAUUCGUAUCACACGAAAAAAAAGGAACGAGAAGAAAUUGGAUGAAAGGUGUUACUGAAAUUCGGGGGGACUAUGUUAUGAGGACCCAACUAAAUAAUUUUCAAUAAUUUUCAAACAUCCUUCUCCCAACUCUCCUCGUCCCACUAAUUCGUAUCACACGAAAAAAAAGGAACGAGAAGAAAUUGGAUGAAAGGUGUUACUGAAAUUCAGGGGGACUAUGUUAUGAGGACCCAACUAAAUAAUUUUCAAUAAUUUUCAAACAUCUUUUUCCCAACUCUCCUCGUCCCACUAAUUCGUAUCACACGAAAAAAAGGAACGAGAAGAAAUUGGAUGAAAGAUGUUACUGAAAUUCGGGGGGACUAUGUUAUGAGGACCCAACUAAAUAAUUUUCAAUAAUUUUCAAACAUCUUUUUCCCAACUCUCCUCGUCCCACUAAUUCGUAUCACACGAAAAAAAAGGAACGAGAAGAAAUUGGAUGAAAGAUGUUACUGAAAUUCGGGGGGACUAUGUUAUGAGGACCCAACUAAAUAAUUUUCAAUAAUUUUCAAACAUCUUUUUCCCAACUCUCCUCGUCCCACUAAUUCGUAUCACACGAAAAAAAAGGAACGAGAAGAAAUUGGAUGAAAGAUGUUACUGAAAUUCGGGGGGACUAUGUUAUGAGGACCCAACUAAAUAAUUUUCAAUAAUUUUCAAACAUCCUUCUCCCAACUCUCCUCGUCCCACUAAUUCGUAUCACACGAAAAAAAAGGAACGAGAAGAAAUUGGAUGAAAGAUGUUACUGAAAUUCGGGGGGACUAUGUUAUGAGGACCCAACUAAAUAAUUUUCAAUAAUUUUCAAACAUCCUUCUCCCAACUCUCCUCGUCCCAUUUAGUCGUAUCACACGUAAAAAAAGGAACGAGAAGAAAUUGGAUGAAAGAUGUUACUGAAAUUCGGGGGGACUAUGUUAUGAGGACCCAACUAAAUAAUUUUCAAUAAUUUUCAAACAUCCUUCUCCCAACUCUCCUCGUCCCAUUUAGUCGUAUCACACGUAAAAAAAGGAACGAGAAGAAAUUGGAUGAAAGAUGUUACUGAAAUUCGGGGGGACUAUGUUAUGAGGACCCAACUAAAUAAUUUUCAAUAAUUUUCAAACAUCCUUCUCCCAACUCUCCUCGUCCCAUUUAGUCGUAUCACACGUAAAAAAAGGAACGAGAAGAAAUUGGAUGAAAGAUGUUACUGAAAUUCGGGGGGACUAUGUUAUGAGGACCCAACUAAAUAAUUUUCAAUAAUUUUCAAACAUCCUUCUCCCAACUCUCCUCGUCCCACUAAUUCGUAUCACACGAAAAAAAAGGAACGAGAAGAAAUUGGAUGAAAGAUGUUACUGAAAUUCGGGGUGACUAUGUUAUGAGGACCCAACUAAAUAAUUUUCAAUAAUUUUCAAACAUCCUUCUCCCAACUCUCCUCGUCCCAUUUAGUCGUAUCACACGAAAAAAAAGGAACGAGAAGAAAUUGGAUGAAAGGUGUUACUGAAAUUCGGGGGGACUAUGUUAUGAGGACCCAACUAAAUAAUUUUCAAUAAUUUUCAAACAUCUUUUUCCCAACUCUCCUCGUCCCAUUUAGUCGUAUCACACGAAAAAAAAGGAACGAGAAGAAAUUGGAUGAAAGAUGUUACUGAAAUUCGGGGUGACUAUAUUAUGAGGACCCAACUAAAUAAUUUUCAAUAAUUUUCAAACAUCUUUUUCCCAACUCUCCUCGUCCCACUAAUUCGUAUCACACGAAAAAAAGGAACGAGAAGAAAUUGGAUGAAAGGUGUUACUGAAAUUCGGGGGGACUAUGUUAUGAGGACCCAACUAAAUAAUUUUCAAUAAUUUUCAAACAUCCUUCUCCCAACUCUCCUCGUCCCAUUUAGUCGUAUCACACGAAAAAAAGGAACGAGAAGAAAUUGGAUGAAAGGUGUUACUGAAAUUCGGGGGGACUAUGUUAUGAGGACCCAACUAAAUAAUUUUCAAUAAUUUUCAAACAUCCUUCUCCCAACUCUCCUCGUCCCACUAAUUCGUAUCACACGAAAAAAAAGGAACGAGAAGAAAUUGGAUGAAAGAUGUUACUGAAAUUCGGGGGGACUAUGUUAUGAGGACCCAACUAAAUAAUUUUCAAUAAUUUUCAAACAUCCUUCUCCCAACUCUCCUCGUCCCACUAAUUCGUAUCACACGAAAAAAAAGGAACGAGAAGAAAUUGGAUGAAAGAUGUUACUGAAAUUCGGGGGGACUAUGUUAUGAGGACCCAACUAAAUAAUUUUCAAUAAUUUUCAAACAUCUUUUUCCCAACUCUCCUCGUCCCACUAAUUCGUAUCACACGAAAAAAAAGGAACGAGAAGAAAUUGGAUGAAAGAUGUUACUGAAAUUCGGGGGGACUAUGUUAUGAGGACCCAACUAAAUAAUUUUCAAUAAUUUUCAAACAUCUUUUUCCCAACUCUCCUCGUCCCACUAAUUCGUAUCACACGAAAAAAAAGGAACGAGAAGAAAUUGGAUGAAAGAUGUUACUGAAAUUCGGGGUGACUAUGUUAUGAGGACCCAACUAAAUAAUUUUCAAUAAUUUUCAAACAUCCUUCUCCCAACUCUCCUCGUCCCACUAAUUCGUAUCACACGAAAAAAAGGAACGAGAAGAAAUUGGAUGAAAGAUGUUACUGAAAUUCGGGGGGACUAUGUUAUGAGGACCCAACUAAAUAAUUUUCAAUAAUUUUCAAACAUCUUUUUCCCAACUCUCCUCGUCCCACUAAUUCGUAUCACACGAAAAAAAAGGAACGAGAAGAAAUUGGAUGAAAGAUGUUACUGAAAUUCGGGGGGACUAUGUUAUGAGGACCCAACUAAAUAAUUUUCAAUAAUUUUCAAACAUCCUUCUCCCAACUCUCCUCGUCCCACUAAUUCGUAUCACACGAAAAAAAAGGAACGAGAAGAAAUUGGAUGAAAGAUGUUACUGAAAUUCGGGGGGACUAUGUUAUGAGGACCCAACUAAAUAAUUUUCAAUAAUUUUCAAACAUCUUUUUCCCAACUCUCCUCGUCCCACUAAUUCGUAUCACACGAAAAAAAAGGAACGAGAAGAAAUUGGAUGAAAGAUGUUACUGAAAUUCGGGGGGACUAUGUUAUGAGGACCCAACUAAAUAAUUUUCAAUAAUUUUCAAACAUCUUUUUCCCAACUCUCCUCGUCCCACUAAUUCGUAUCACACGAAAAAAAAGGAACGAGAAGAAAUUGGAUGAAAGAUGUUACUGAAAUUCGGGGGGACUAUGUUAUGAGGACCCAACUAAAUAAUUUUCAAUAAUUUUCAAACAUCCUUCUCCCAACUCUCCUCGUCCCACUAAUUCGUAUCACACGAAAAAAAAGGAACGAGAAGAAAUUGGAUGAAAGAUGUUACUGAAAUUCGGGGGGACUAUGUUAUGAGGACCCAACUAAAUAAUUUUCAAUAAUUUUCAAACAUCCUUCUCCCAACUCUCCUCGUCCCAUUUAGUCGUAUCACACGUAAAAAAAGGAACGAGAAGAAAUUGGAUGAAAGAUGUUACUGAAAUUCGGGGUGACUAUGUUAUGAGGACCCAACUAAAUAAUUUUCAAUAAUUUUCAAACAUCCUUCUCCCAACUCUCCUCGUCCCAUUUAGUCGUAUCACACGUAAAAAAAGGAACGAGAAGAAAUUGGAUGAAAGAUGUUACUGAAAUUCGGGGGGACUAUGUUAUGAGGACCCAACUAAAUAAUUUUCAAUAAUUUUCAAACAUCCUUCUCCCAACUCUCCUCGUCCCAUUUAGUCGUAUCACACGUAAAAAAAGGAACGAGAAGAAAUUGGAUGAAAGAUGUUACUGAAAUUCGGGGGGACUAUGUUAUGAGGACCCAACUAAAUAAUUUUCAAUAAUUUUCAAACAUCCUUCUCCCAACUCUCCUCGUCCCAUUUAGUCGUAUCACACGUAAAAAAAGGAACGAGAAGAAAUUGGAUGAAAGAUGUUACUGAAAUUCAGGGGGACUAUGUUAUGAGGACCCAACUAAAUAAUUUUCAAUAAUUUUCAAACAUCCUUCUCCCAACUCUCCUCGUCCCACUAAUUCGUAUCACACGAAAAAAAAGGAACGAGAAGAAAUUGGAUGAAAGAUGUUACUGAAAUUCGGGGUGACUAUGUUAUGAGGACCCAACUAAAUAAUUUUCAAUAAUUUUCAAACAUCCUUCUCCCAACUCUCCUCGUCCCAUUUAGUCGUAUCACACGAAAAAAAAGGAACGAGAAGAAAUUGGAUGAAAGGUGUUACUGAAAUUCGGGGUGACUAUAUUAUGAGGACCCAACUAAAUAAUUUUCAAUAAUUUUCAAACAUCUUUUUCCCAACUCUCCUCGUCCCACUAAUUCGUAUCACACGAAAAAAAGGAACGAGAAGAAAUUGGAUGAAAGGUGUUACUGAAAUUCGGGGGGACUAUGUUAUGAGGACCCAACUAAAUAAUUUUCAAUAAUUUUCAAACAUCCUUCUCCCAACUCUCCUCGUCCCAUUUAGUCGUAUCACACGAAAAAAAAGGAACGAGAAGAAAUUGGAUGAAAGAUGUUACUGAAAUUCGGGGGGACUAUGUUAUGAGGACCCAACUAAAUAAUUUUCAAUAAUUUUCAAACAUCUUUUUCCCAACUCUCCUCGUCCCACUAAUUCGUAUCACACGAAAAAAAAGGAACGAGAAGAAAUUGGAUGAAAGGUGUUACUGAAAUUCGGGGGGACUAUGUUAUGAGGACCCAACUAAAUAAUUUUCAAUAAUUUUCAAACAUCCUUCUCCCAACUCUCCUCGUCCCAUUUAGUCGUAUCACACGAAAAAAAGGAACGAGAAGAAAUUGGAUGAAAGGUGUUACUGAAAUUCGGGGGGACUAUGUUAUGAGGACCCAACUAAAUAAUUUUCAAUAAUUUUCAAACAUCCUUCUCCCAACUCUCCUCGUCCCACUAAUUCGUAUCACACGAAAAAAAAGGAACGAGAAGAAAUUGGAUGAAAGGUGUUACUGAAAUUCGGGGUGACUAUGUUAUGAGGACCCAACUAAAUAAUUUUCAAUAAUUUUCAAACAUCUUUUUCCCAACUCUCCUCGUCCCACUAAUUCGUAUCACACGAAAAAAAAGGAACGAGAAGAAAUUGGAUGAAAGAUGUUACUGAAAUUCGGGGUGACUAUGUUAUGAGGACCCAACUAAAUAAUUUUCAAUAAUUUUCAAACAUCCUUCUCCCAACUCUCCUCGUCCCAUUUAGUCGUAUCACACGAAAAAAAAGGAACGAGAAGAAAUUGGAUGAAAGGUGUUACUGAAAUUCGGGGUGACUAUAUUAUGAGGACCCAACUAAAUAAUUUUCAAUAAUUUUCAAACAUCUUUUUCCCAACUCUCCUCGUCCCACUAAUUCGUAUCACACGAAAAAAAAGGAACGAGAAGAAAUUGGAUGAAAGAUGUUACUGAAAUUCGGGGUGACUAUGUUAUGAGGACCCAACUAAAUAAUUUUCAAUAAUUUUCAAACAUCCUUCUCCCAACUCUCCUCGUCCCAUUUAGUCGUAUCACACGAAAAAAAGGAACGAGAAGAAAUUGGAUGAAAGGUGUUACUGAAAUUCGGGGUGACUAUAUUAUGAGGACCCAACUAAAUAAUUUUCAAUAAUUUUCAAACAUCUUUUUCCCAACUCUCCUCGUCCCACUAAUUCGUAUCACACGAAAAAAAAGGAACGAGAAGAAAUUGGAUGAAAGGUGUUACUGAAAUUCGGGGGGACUAUGUUAUGAGGACCCAACUAAAUAAUUUUCAAUAAUUUUCAAACAUCCUUCUCCCAACUCUCCUCGUCCCAUUUAGUCGUAUCACACGAAAAAAAAGGAACGAGAAGAAAUUGGAUGAAAGGUGUUACUGAAAUUCGGGGGACUAUGUUAUGAGGACCCAACUAAAUAAUUUUCAAUAAUUUUCAAACAUCCUUCUCCCAACUCUCCUCGUCCCACUAAUUCGUAUCACACGAAAAAAAGGAACGAGAAGAAAUUGGAUGAAAGAUGUUACUGAAAUUCGGGGGGACUAUGUUAUGAGGACCCAACUAAAUAAUUUUCAAUAAUUUUCAAACAUCCUUCUCCCAACUCUCCUCGUCCCAUUUAGUCGUAUCACACGUAAAAAAAGGAACGAGAAGAAAUUGGAUGAAAGGUGUUACUGAAAUUCGGGGGGACUAUGUUAUGAGGACCCAACUAAAUAAUUUUCAAUAAUUUUCAAACAUCCUUCUCCCAACUCUCCUCGUCCCACUAAUUCGUAUCACACGAAAAAAAGGAACGAGAAGAAAUUGGAUGAAAGAUGUUACUGAAAUUCGGGGGGACUAUGUUAUGAGGACCCAACUAAAUAAUUUUCAAUAAUUUUCAAACAUCUUUUUCCCAACUCUCCUCGUCCCACUAAUUCGUAUCACACGAAAAAAAAGGAACGAGAAGAAAUUGGAUGAAAGAUGUUACUGAAAUUCGGGGUGACUAUGUUAUGAGGACCCAACUAAAUAAUUUUCAAUAAUUUUCAAACAUCCUUCUCCCAACUCUCCUCGUCCCACUAAUUCGUAUCACACGAAAAAAAAGGAACGAGAAGAAAUUGGAUGAAAGAUGUUACUGAAAUUCGGGGGACUAUGUUAUGAGGACCCAACUAAAUAAUUUUCAAUAAUUUUCAAACAUCUUUUUCCCAACUCUCCUCGUCCCACUAAUUCGUAUCACACGAAAAAAAAGGAACGAGAAGAAAUUGGAUGAAAGAUGUUACUGAAAUUCGGGGGGACUAUGUUAUGAGGACCCAACUAAAUAAUUUUCAAUAAUUUUCAAACAUCCUUCUCCCAACUCUCCUCGUCCCACUAAUUCGUAUCACACGAAAAAAAAGGAACGAGAAGAAAUUGGAUGAAAGAUGUUACUGAAAUUCGGGGGGGACUAUGUUAUGAGGACCCAACUAAAUAAUUUUCAAUAAUUUUCAAACAUCUUUUUCCCAACUCUCCUCGUCCCACUAAUUCGUAUCACACGAAAAAAAAGGAACGAGAAGAAAUUGGAUGAAAGAUGUUACUGAAAUUCGGGGGGACUAUGUUAUGAGGACCCAACUAAAUAAUUUUCAAUAAUUUUCAAACAUCUUUUUCCCAACUCUCCUCGUCCCACUAAUUCGUAUCACACGAAAAAAAAGGAACGAGAAGAAAUUGGAUGAAAGAUGUUACUGAAAUUCGGGGGGACUAUGUUAUGAGGACCCAACUAAAUAAUUUUCAAUAAUUUUCAAACAUCCUUCUCCCAACUCUCCUCGUCCCACUAAUUCGUAUCACACGAAAAAAAAGGAACGAGAAGAAAUUGGAUGAAAGAUGUUACUGAAAUUCGGGGGGACUAUGUUAUGAGGACCCAACUAAAUAAUUUUCAAUAAUUUUCAAACAUCCUUCUCCCAACUCUCCUCGUCCCAUUUAGUCGUAUCACACGUAAAAAAAGGAACGAGAAGAAAUUGGAUGAAAGAUGUUACUGAAAUUCGGGGUGACUAUGUUAUGAGGACCCAACUAAAUAAUUUUCAAUAAUUUUCAAACAUCCUUCUCCCAACUCUCCUCGUCCCAUUUAGUCGUAUCACACGUAAAAAAAGGAACGAGAAGAAAUUGGAUGAAAGAUGUUACUGAAAUUCGGGGGGACUAUGUUAUGAGGACCCAACUAAAUAAUUUUCAAUAAUUUUCAAACAUCCUUCUCCCAACUCUCCUCGUCCCAUUUAGUCGUAUCACACGUAAAAAAAGGAACGAGAAGAAAUUGGAUGAAAGAUGUUACUGAAAUUCGGGGGGACUAUGUUAUGAGGACCCAACUAAAUAAUUUUCAAUAAUUUUCAAACAUCCUUCUCCCAACUCUCCUCGUCCCAUUUAGUCGUAUCACACGUAAAAAAAGGAACGAGAAGAAAUUGGAUGAAAGAUGUUACUGAAAUUCGGGGGGACUAUGUUAUGAGGACCCAACUAAAUAAUUUUCAAUAAUUUUCAAACAUCCUUCUCCCAACUCUCCUCGUCCCACUAAUUCGUAUCACACGAAAAAAAAGGAACGAGAAGAAAUUGGAUGAAAGAUGUUACUGAAAUUCGGGGUGACUAUGUUAUGAGGACCCAACUAAAUAAUUUUCAAUAAUUUUCAAACAUCCUUCUCCCAACUCUCCUCGUCCCAUUUAGUCGUAUCACACGAAAAAAAGGAACGAGAAGAAAUUGGAUGAAAGGUGUUACUGAAAUUCGGGGUGACUAUAUUAUGAGGACCCAACUAAAUAAUUUUCAAUAAUUUUCAAACAUCUUUUUCCCAACUCUCCUCGUCCCACUAAUUCGUAUCACACGAAAAAAAAGGAACGAGAAGAAAUUGGAUGAAAGGUGUUACUGAAAUUCGGGGGGACUAUGUUAUGAGGACCCAACUAAAUAAUUUUCAAUAAUUUUCAAACAUCCUUCUCCCAACUCUCCUCGUCCCAUUUAGUCGUAUCACACGAAAAAAAGGAACGAGAAGAAAUUGGAUGAAAGGUGUUACUGAAAUUCGGGGGGACUAUGUUAUGAGGACCCAACUAAAUAAUUUUCAAUAAUUUUCAAACAUCCUUCUCCCAACUCUCCUCGUCCCACUAAUUCGUAUCACACGAAAAAAAGGAACGAGAAGAAAUUGGAUGAAAGGUGUUACUGAAAUUCGGGGUGACUAUGUUAUGAGGACCCAACUAAAUAAUUUUCAAUAAUUUUCAAACAUCUUUUUCCCAACUCUCCUCGUCCCACUAAUUCGUAUCACACGAAAAAAAAGGAACGAGAAGAAAUUGGAUGAAAGAUGUUACUGAAAUUCGGGGUGACUAUGUUAUGAGGACCCAACUAAAUAAUUUUCAAUAAUUUUCAAACAUCCUUCUCCCAACUCUCCUCGUCCCAUUUAGUCGUAUCACACGAAAAAAAAGGAACGAGAAGAAAUUGGAUGAAAGGUGUUACUGAAAUUCGGGGUGACUAUAUUAUGAGGACCCAACUAAAUAAUUUUCAAUAAUUUUCAAACAUCUUUUUCCCAACUCUCCUCGUCCCACUAAUUCGUAUCACACGAAAAAAAGGAACGAGAAGAAAUUGGAUGAAAGGUGUUACUGAAAUUCGGGGUGACUAUGUUAUGAGGACCCAACUAAAUAAUUUUCAAUAAUUUUCAAACAUCCUUCUCCCAACUCUCCUCGUCCCAUUUAGUCGUAUCACACGAAAAAAAGGAACGAGAAGAAAUUGGAUGAAAGGUGUUACUGAAAUUCGGGGUGACUAUAUUAUGAGGACCCAACUAAAUAAUUUUCAAUAAUUUUCAAACAUCUUUUUCCCAACUCUCCUCGUCCCACUAAUUCGUAUCACACGAAAAAAAAGGAACGAGAAGAAAUUGGAUGAAAGGUGUUACUGAAAUUCGGGGGGACUAUGUUAUGAGGACCCAACUAAAUAAUUUUCAAUAAUUUUCAAACAUCCUUCUCCCAACUCUCCUCGUCCCAUUUAGUCGUAUCACACGAAAAAAGGAACGAGAAGAAAUUGGAUGAAAGGUGUUACUGAAAUUCGGGGGGACUAUGUUAUGAGGACCCAACUAAAUAAUUUUCAAUAAUUUUCAAACAUCCUUCUCCCAACUCUCCUCGUCCCACUAAUUCGUAUCACACGAAAAAAAGGAACGAGAAGAAAUUGGAUGAAAGGUGUUACUGAAAUUCGGGGUGACUAUGUUAUGAGGACCCAACUAAAUAAUUUUCAAUAAUUUUCAAACAUCCUUCUCCCAACUCUCCUCGUCCCAUUUAGUCGUAUCACACGUAAAAAAAGGAACGAGAAGAAAUUGGAUGAAAAGUGUUACUGAAAUUCGGGGUGACUAUGUUAUGAGGACCCAACUAAAUAAUUUUCAAUAAUUUUCAAACAUCUUUUUCCCAACUCUCCUCGUCCCACUAAUUCGUAUCACACGAAAAAAAAGGAACGAGAAGAAAUCGGAGAAGUUAGUUCAAAAAGGGUUAAGCCUUAUCAGUUUCAGGAAGUUUUGAAAAAUGAGCUACCUAUUUUCUACAGCUAUCGCAAAACCCAAAGUAAUACAGAGUCAGACUGGCAUAUUCAGAGUUAUGCCGAAUAAGAGAGUCAUGAGAGGCUAGAGCAGUUAAAAAGGACUGGCGCACCCCCAAAGCUCACUUGUCGCGCCAUCUCCUAUCCUGUCCCAUCGUGUCCUGAGCCAAUUGAUUGUUUCCACGGAUCCGAUCGUCGUUCUCGAUUUCCGAAUUCUUGACACUUGCAGAGGGCAAUCGAAGUGGAAUUCUGAAAAAUCGAUGGUUUUAGAACUUGUUGUAAAAGAUUGUUGAGGGUUCCCGAGAUAAUAAAAUUUCUAACGCGAUAAAAGAGAGAAAAGAAUGUUUUAAUAGCAAAUUUCAAACUUAAGGUACUCGAUUUCUGAGAAAAUUCUGAGCCGUGAAAAUUGUUCACAAGAGACGAUGGAACUUUUCAUCAAAAUUCUAGAGAUUAUUUGAAGUUUCAUUUUGGUGUGUUUCUGAUCAAACGAAAACUUUAAUACAGUCAACAUACGUAGUUAGGACCGCAAAAAUCGAAAUUAGAAAAAUCUUCCAAAUAAAAACGUUAAUUUCCGAUGAAUUUUUCUAACUGGAUUUUUGACUAGGUGGACUAUUGUUAAUUAUUCUAUUUACUAGGUCUGCCAAAGCAACUCUAAAAUACGACGUUCACGCUACAAAAUGACCUAGACCUAUAUUUUUCAAUAGCUUUAAAAGAAGUUGCGAUGGUUUUGAAAAUGUCUAUCACGAAAAUCAAUGACCCCAAAAUUUUCUCUGAUCAAUCGCGCUGGAGGUUUUCUUACUAACAAUGCCCUCAAGAUUUUACAUACUUUCCACAUUGAAAAACCAUACAUCAGCAAAAUUCGCCAUCGACUGUCGAAUCCUUGAGCAUUUCGGGUGAUCCUUGAGCAUUUUGGGUAUCCUAAAAAUAGAGGAUUGUUGAGAGUAACAUUUCGAAAGAACCCCAAUAUGUAGUUUCUCUACAGUAUCUGAGUGACGAAACUACAGUACUCUUAUCUGUAGAAGCCCAAACCCAAAACUUACUUUUUUUCGAUCCAUCCAACCUCGAGCAUAAUCCGGCCAAUAGUCCCAAGUGUUUGAUGAGCAAUGUAGAUCUGACUGAAACUCUCACCUUAUAUGUAGUUAAAAACCACGUGGAUUGAUUCUUAUCUUUCUAGAGUGUCACGUUGAAAUUAUUUCAUCUUUAAAUUUUUCUCAUUUCUGAAAAAAUGACUGAUGGCCUACUUUUUUGACAUGGAUUUCAAUUUUAUUUGACGUGAAUUUAUCCGUUCAUUUCCAAAUUUUAAAACGAUUCGAAAGGUUGCGAUUUUUCGGAAAUAUGGAUUCGUUGAAAUUAAAAUGAGAAAGAUUCUUGAAAAAAGGGGGUUUUUUUUUUUGGAAAACUUGUGGUUAAAAAGUACCAAAAGCCUUAUAAUUUUUCAAACCUUACAUUAGAAAAUAGGUCUGAAUAGACGCCUCAAAUAUCAAAUUCAAAAACUCGGAUCUUGAAAUAAUCUCAUUUUUUCCAGGACAUUCAAACAUUGCUCGAGCGCACCGAAAUGUAA
Molecule: messenger RNA, 21416 nt
Organism: Caenorhabditis angaria
Lineage: Eukaryota; Metazoa; Nematoda; Chromadorea; Rhabditida; Rhabditidae
Source: the annotation of a GenBank genome assembly